Molecule: messenger RNA, 37547 nt
Organism: Coregonus sp. 'balchen'
Lineage: Eukaryota; Metazoa; Chordata; Actinopteri; Salmoniformes; Salmonidae
Source: the annotation of a GenBank genome assembly
GUUUUAUCUGUGGCUUGGCAGUGCAAGGCCUGGAAGAUGGCUGCAGGAUCAGGCGCGUCAAGCGGCCAAAGUCGUGGUUCGUCUGUGGCCCUGGAGUCAACUUUGGACCGACGGUUUCAAGGAGUGUCAAACACAAUGGAAUCAAUUCAAGGACUAUCAAAUUGGUGCAUUGAGAACAAGAAAUACCACAGCCUUAUCGUGCGUUACUGGAUGAAAUGGUUGAGGAAAUGUGAGUUGCUAAUGUUAGCUAGCUAACGUUAGCUGGUUUGCCUGGCUUCUUAGCGCUCGUUGCCUUGCUAGGUUAGUUAACUUUAGCUAGGUAACUGUUAGGUAGCUACUUAUGUUAACGUGUGCAUCUAUGGUUAGCGAAUGUUAACAAUAUAUAAUUAGCUAGUUCGUGACAUCGGUGAACAUCACAGGAAUGUCAUGUGAAACUAAAUAAUGUAAUUUAUCUUGUAGUUAGAGUAAUUAUAGCUAGCUUGUUAGUUAACGUUAACUAACGCGGGACUGCGCAUAUGGAGCUAGUUAGCGAACUUGUUAGCAAGUUAGCUAAUGCUGCCUUGUUAACUAGGACUUGGAGUUUCAGCCAGAUAAUGCUAUCACUACUAGUUGUUGAUGUCUAGCAAAUGUUUGUUAUAACGUGUCUGGUCAGUUGUUGACAAACAAUGGCGUUAGUGAGCGAUUAUUCUCCGCAUAGAAGUAACGUUAGUGUAAAGUUGUUAGCUAACGCGUUAGCUAUUCUCCUGUUCAGACUAUUACAUUCCUUGAAGCCAUUGCCAUCCAUGGUUUAACACCCUAAAUCAGUUUGACGUAGUAGUGUCCAAAACAGGAACAUAAUCGAGAUACAUGUUAACUAACUAGAGAAAUAGCUAACUAGUUAGUAACUUUUCUAAACAUGUAGGCUGUUAUUGAACUUAUUGUUACUGUAACUUACUGUUAACUACAUAGUAGUUAUUGCACACAAAAAAUAGGAACUACCUCAUUUUUGGCGCUUCAGUUGUAGGCCUAUAGGGAGUGUAUAAUGAUUGUGUACGAUAAUGCCGAGAAUUGAAGAUGCAUGAAUGUAUUGUGUUCAGUUCUCCCGGAGACCGGAAACAUGCUGUGCUGCUCUCCUCUACUUUUUUGUUAGUGACAGUGAAGCUUUGGUAGUCCAUAUUGAUAAUGUCAUUUACAUUACAUUUACAUUUUAGUCAUUAUGUGUUGUGUUUUAGAAACCGUAUGUGAUUUAUUUUUUACGAGUGUAGUACUAGUAAAGUAUGCCGAACUGUAAAUUACUGUUUGAUGCUGCUCAUAUUUAGUCUUUAAAGCGGCAAUCAGCAGUUGAAACAAUAGUAACCACUCUCAAAUUCAUAGACAAAGCUAUGGAUGCAAGGACUGACCAUCCAUAAUAUCUAAAUUAUUGUUUCAACCAUGUUUUGAAGAUAUAUAGCUUGUUUAUGGCCUCCCGAGUGGCACACUGGUCUAAGGCACUGCAUUGCAGUGCUAGCUGUGCCACUAGAGAUCCUGGUUCGAAUCCAGGCUCUGUAGUAGCCGGCCGCGACCGGGAGACCCAUGGGGCGGCGCACAAUUGGCCCAGCGUCGUCCAGGGUAGGGGAGGGAAUGGCUGGCAGGGAUGUAGCUCAGUUGGUAGAGCAUGGUGUUUGUAACGCCAGGGUUGUGGGUUCGAUUCCCACGGGGGGUAUGAAAAUAAAAAAUAAUAAUAAUGUAUGCACUCACUACCUGUAAGUCGCUCUGGAUAAGAGCGUCUGCUAAAUGACAAAAAAGUAAAAAGUUUACAUUUACAAACAUUGGAGCUUAUAUUUUGGGUUGUAAUGGGGUAUGACAGUUGAACUAAGCCCAUGGGGCAUUUUAUAGGUUAUAUUAUUCAAGAAUCAAUGGGUAGGCAUACAUAUCAUGAAUUUAUGUCCCAAAAUGGAUGUAGCUUUUUAAGGUCAUUUGUGAGUGAAAAAUUAUUUGAUUGUGUUGCGAGAGAGGGGAUUGUGAGCGUGAAGAAAGUACUGCUUGUGAAAGCCUGGGGGGGGUGAACGAUUACACCUCAUAAUAUUGAAACAUGAUGAUGAUGGUGGUUGUGAAGGAUCCAAUGGAUGGAUUGGUUCAUUGUGCUUAAUAUUCGUCCACAUUACUGUACCUCGGUCAAUGCUUUUAUGCUUUUUAUUAAUUCACAGGACUACACAUGCACUGUAUUCAAGCAUCACUCAAAUUCAAUGAUUGAAUAUUAAGUCAGGCGGCAGGCCCUGUGUUUGCAGUGCCAGGUGUGAACAGCAGUCCCUCCCUGACAUUCAUUGCUGUGUUAUAGCCUAAUUAGGCUUAUUCUGUGUGCGUUGUUGUAAGACAAAUGCUGAUAGAACCUGAAUCAACAGUGAUGUGCUUUUAUUACUCUGAGCGAUUAUUCAUAGGCUACACUGAAGGGCCAAGCCACAGCCGAGAUGUGCUAAAGGUGUAUUGCCAUGCAACUUGGUGAAGUGGUCCUUUUGCAUGCCUUUAUGGACCUAGUUUAGGAACAAGUGAUUGUUCUCUCACUCUAAUGCGUAGCCUGCUAAUUACACCUGUUGGUUUAUACCUAUUGCCUGAGGAAGAAGACAAUGUUGGGUUGGUAUGCCUGGUCUUACUUGUUACUACAGCAGGGAAUCAAAUCUGUUCACCCAGGCUUAGAUGAGUACCAGGAAGUUGUUGUGAUUGCCUUGGAGCAUCCUCUGUAGCUCAGUUGGUAGAGCAUGGCGCUUGUAACGCCAGGGUAGUGGGUUCGAUCCCCGGGACCACCCAUAUGUAAAAAUGUAUGCACACAUGACUGUAAGUCGCUUUGGAUAAAAGCGUCUGCUAAAUGGCUUAUUAUUAUUAUUGGAGGCGGAGCUCUGAGUUUUUCAGUAAACAUUUACAUUUUUACAUUUUAGUCAUUUAGCAGACACUCUUAUCCAGAGCGACAUACUUAGUGAGUGCAUACAUUUUUCAAACAUGACUGUUUGCUGUUGCUCCUGCCUUUCAGCACCAUAAGCUGAUGUAGGCAAUGCUUAAAAAUGGUAUGAUGUAGGCCUAAAAUAUCUACUCUUAAAGGGCGAGUUUGUUUUGCAUGGACCGGUGCCCUGGGUUGGUGGAGAUUUCACUUAAGCCCCGUUUCCAUUGGCACGUUGAAGUCAACCCAGGUUGGGCUGGCCUUGGUGGGCUAGCUCAAAUUGCGUUUCCGCUGCCUCCAGAUAAUUAGAAAUUAUGUCAUGUUGCUAGGUAGCCAAUAUGUGACUGCAGCAAGCCUCACCAUACUGUAACUAACAUUACCUCAUACUCCUGCCAGUGCCAGCCAGACUCAGAGCCAUGUAUUUAGCUUGCUGACGUUAGCUAGCUAGCUAAAUGGUUAGCGUCGUCGCUAGCAUAACCUGUUAGCUAGCUUAAUUCCUACCUUGCUUGCAAUGACAUUGGCUAUUAGCGAUCUAGCUAACCAAGCAAACCAGACGACAGGUUUGAUAUGAUGUAGCUAGCUAGCUUUAAAUACGACCUGGCAAGCUAAAAUUAAUGCUGCUAGCUCACGUUAGCUAGCUAGCUAGCUAGCUUGUUUUAACUCUGAUUUGCUAGCUAAUGUUAGGUAGCUAGCUAGCAUUCGAGGGCUGCCUGUUCUCAUAAAAGUUUGUGUCAGCAUCCAGCAGUGAUCAGCUUGGUGGUUGCAUAGUAACGGGGUCACCAGCCCAAAUUCUAAUCAGUUGUGAAAUUGGGAAGCGCUCGAGUUUGGCCCUCAUUUUAAGUGGCAGUUGAAAUUGGGCUUUAGUGUCUGCUAGGACUGGGUGAUGUUGCCUACAAAUCCUACCUAGAUUUUUUUUUUCAAAUUUAUGGGCGAUUCACGAUAUGUCUAAAAAGUGUUUUAAAAAGUUUUCUCUAAAUAAGCGUUGUAUAAUUAAAGGUCAAAUACACUGCAUUUCAAAAAGUCAGCAAUAAUCUAAUUCAGGGCUUGUGAAGUUAUACCAAGGAUAAAUAUAAGCCUUCCACAACCAAAAUACCCACUAAUAAUUGUAUUAUUUUAUCAAAAUAGUUUACCCUGCUUUUUUUUGCAGUAAUCACUGAUCUGGAAAAUGCAAUUUUCUGUUACAAAUGUAACUAGAACCAUGCAUAAUGCACAUUCACUAAUAAUGACUAACUUCUUGUAGCAGGCAUAAGGCUAUAGAAAAUUCAUCAACAAUCUCAAGCCCACGUGCUAGUGAUUAGCCAGCUAAUCUUUUAUAUUUCACGUUUAGCCAACUUGGAUCUAUUUGCUAGCUAACAAGGUUGAACAGUUUAAUUGUUAUGAACACACGCUUCUGUCUGUUACCUUAUUUCUCAGAAUGAAAACGGGUUUCCAACUCCUUAUAUAAUUGUGUUGUAUGCUUAUUGCACAUUUAUAAAACACAGACUAGACAGCUAGUAUAACAGUCUUUGGCUACAAACUGAGCAUUCAUUUUCCAGAAUCAAUGUUCAUUGAUACUCUUGUUUUAGUAGUGUCUGCUCUGCACGCAAUUUGAGUAGUUGAGACAUAAAAAGGGUAUCGUUAGAAAAGUUAACUCCUCUAUUACAGUCAAAUAAUGUCUCAAUGUGUUGGACCAAACCUCAAAUACAAAUAGAGAGUUGAAACCGCUUGUCAGAGUGGAAGAUGUGAUCUCAACUUUGUUGGCGUGAGAGGCAGGGGCAGGGGCUUGCUGAGUGUGUAAACCAUAGAGGUUUACACACACUAAAAUAUGUCCAAAAUAAACCCAAUGCGUUUCUAUGGGCUUAUUUUGGAUGUAAGCUUGUCGCUUGGCUUUCCGACAUUGGGUCAAUGACUGUUUCUCAUUGUUAGGGCGGAGAGGUGCAUCUCGUCAUUAUAUACAGAUAUCUGGUGUAAAUGGGAAGGUGCACACAGCACAGAGGAGCGAAGGAGACGAGACCAAAAAUGCAACAGGAGAACAAGUGGAAAUAAACGCUCAUAAAAACGAAAAAUAACAAAACAUAGAUUCUUGCGAUACAUGCAUUUGGAAUAUCGAGAAAAAACAUAAAUUCGAAUUCAUUUGAUACAUUGCCCAGCCCUAGUGUCUGCCUUUUAUGGUGUGACAGAAUAACCGUGUUGAUGAUGUAGGCUAAUAGGGGUUAACUGCCUACCUCUUUAGCCUAUAUGCCAUCAGAACACCCGUGUUGAUGAUCUUAUAGUGGCUUAGUGCCUUGCCUGGCUUUAUGUGACAUCAGAAUAAUAAUAAUAAUAAUAUGCCAUUUAGCAGACGCUUUUAUCCAAAGCGACUUACAGUCAUGCGUGCAUACAUUUUUGUGUAUGGGUGGUCCCGGGGAUCGAACCCACUACCUUGGCGUUACAAGCGCCGUGCUCUACCAGUUGAGCUACAGAGGACCACGAAUAACAGUGUUGAUGAUGUCAUAGUGGCUAAUAGGGCUGGGAAUUGCCAGGGACCUCACGAUACAAUAUUAUCAUGAUACUUAGGUGCAACUCAAUGUUUUGUACACUCAAUGUAUGUCUGCUGCAGAGAGACGAGAGAGAGCAUUGUUUGAUGCCACAACCCAUUCGAGAUGCACCGUUUCAGUUUCAAUGACUCAAUAUUUAGAACGAAAACGGAUGACUAACUAAGGCUGGGAAUGGCUGGCAAAAAAAACAAAAACAUUUUAAGUCGAAAUGUUACAACAUAGCUACGUUUUUGUUAUUUGGAGUUAUUAAAUACUUUUUGAUUAGGGUCGCAGCAUAUUAUGCAUAGCAGCAAAGGCUGGAUAAAUAUUAUUUAUCUCUUUUGUUUUAAUAUGUUAAAAUGCUAUAUACAGCAUCCUAAAUGGACAUUAUAAAGUGCAAUAUUUUUUAAUAAUAAAACAACAGCCAGUUUGGGUCAUAGUUGCAUGUUUUUUUUUGUAAAACAAAUAGGCUCUGUCUGGCCCGCGAAUUCGUUUUUUCAAUAUGGUCCGUGCGCUGAUUUGAGUUUGACACCCCUGGGCUAGCGUAUCUAUUUAUGUGGCUAUUUAUUUAGCAAGCUAAAAACACUGAGCCUAACGUUAGCUAGCUAGCUGCUGGGAGAAUGUCAUGCGAUUUGGAAGAGUGGGUGAGUGACCAACUUUUCCCCCUCAUAUCAUUUUUCGUUGGCUACAGCAAGAGAUGCUGCAGGUGUCGUUUGGUUAACUGGCAAGACAUGUAAAUUGCUUCGCUAGCUAACCAGCUCGCUAUGCUGAAAGUGAACAACUGUUAUCCACAGUUAGCAUGUCUCUUAGUUGUCAAUUAAAUGUAUUUGGCAUCGAUCAAGUGGGCGGGCAGGCAAGUUCCCAUUGUUGUCAAAACUUGGGUUGGGCCAAGCAUGCAUUGGUGGGCAAGCUGCAGAAGGACUAGCAGGCUACUAUCCCCCAUUUAUCAGUGCAAUUUUGACAACCAACUAGUUGAACAUUUUUGAGAGGGUUUAUCUAAUGUUCCGUCGUUAUAUUUGAGCUCAUCUUGCUCUGGCUAGCAUUAGUUGUUGAUCUUGUUGUUAAUGUGCAUAGGCAACUGAUGGCGAGAUAGCCUACCUUUUCAUGGUGGUUUGUUCAAUAAAUAGGAUUUUGAAGUUCCCAAAUGUAAGACUCCCGUGGUAUUUACAUAUUUGCAGAAAUCCAGUCAGGUGUAUUUUGUGGCUUUUGGCGAAUGCGUUCUAAUGAUCUAAAGUCGCGCUGUUGCUACAGCCUGUUAACACACAGUCCAGUUCAAAGUGAAUGAUGGCUGGCCCAUGUGGCAAAUGGCUCAUUUGCGUAUAGGCCUACUGUAGCUCUGAUUGGCUAUGGCGCACCGGUUUGGGUAGACUGCGAUUCUGAACGGGACAGAUGUUUUUGUUCGGUUUUAUUUACUUCUGUGUCUAUUAAUUGUCCAAACGCACGGCUGCUUUCCCACUCUAUAUUGCUAUAGAAUUUUCACAAAAGCCUUACUAUACAUAAUUACCAAACAUUCUAUUAAUUUAUGAAAACUUGAAAAUCACUAUCUAAUUGCUCGCUUGUCAGAAGAUGUAAGAAAGGUGUCAUAUUCUUCCUGGGGGUUUAUAUGAACAGAUUUCAUGUUGCUAAAAUGCUGUCAGUUCCACUUUAACAUGAUCUUUGAAUGACUACCUCAUCUCUGUACCUCACACAAGGUCCCUCAGUCGAGCAGUGAAUUUCAAACACAGAUUCAACCGCAAAGAUCAGGGAGGUUUUCCAAUGCCUUGCAAAGAAGGGCACCUAUUGGUAGAUGGGUCAAAAUAAAAAAGUAGACACUGAAUAUCCUUUUGAGCAUGGUGACAUUAUUAAUUAAACUUUAGAUGGUGUAUCAAUACACCCAGUCACUACAAAGAUACAGGCGUCCUUCCUAACUCAGUUGCCGGAGAGGAAGGAAACCACUUAGGAAUUUCACCAUGAGGCCAAUGGUGACUUUAAAACAGUUACAGAGUUUAAUGGUUGUGAUAUCAGAACUUAGGAUGGAUCAACAACAUUGUAGGUACUCCACAAUGCUAACCUAAUUGACAGAGUGAAAAGAAGGAAGCCUGUACAGAAUAAAAAUAUUCCAAAACAUGCUUCCUGUUUGCAACAAGGCACUAAAGUAAUAAUGCAAAGAAUGUGGCAAACCAAUUAACUUUUUGUCCUGAAUACAAAGUGUUAUGUUUGGGGCAAAUCCAAAACAACACAUUACUGAGUGCCACUCUCCAUAUUUUCAAGCAUAGUGGUGGCUGCAUCAUGUUAUGGGUAUGCUUGAAAAUAAUAAUGGGCAAAUGUUGCACAACCCAGGUGUGGAAAGCUCUUAGACUUAACCAGAAAGACUCACAGCUGUAAUCACUGCCAAAGGUGCUUCUACGAAUGUUGAUCAUUAUGGAGUAUUGUGUGUAGAUGGGUGAGAAAACAAAUACAUUUAACCCAUUUUGAAUUAGGGCUGUAACCUCAAAUUUUGGAAUAAGUCAAGGGGCAUAAAUACUUUCUGAAGGCACUGUAGCUUUUAUUUAGGUUAUUGUUAGUUCUCAGAUUAUAUUGUUAAAAAAUAUAUCGGUCCAUUAUCUUUUUCUACAUACUUUAUAUUUGUUUUCAGUCGUUUUUAAGUUUACACUGAAAGUGUUUUUCCAGAGAAAAAAGGGUUUAUAUGGCAGAAAACCCCCUGACAUCUAUACAGAAAAACUAUCAUAAACAAUCGCAGCUAGUUUAACACUGCCAUGAUGAGCUGAGCCUUGCUAUUGGAAAACCACUACAGUGUCCAACUUUCGUCUGUCGCAGAUGCACGUCCCUCGACUUCGCUCGCCAACUUUCAUCUACAAUCGGCUUCGUUAGGCUUAACUAUACACACCCGCUGACUGGUUUCUUCAUAAGACCUAGCCUAGUUGAGGCUCCUGAGGAUAGAGCUGUGAAAUGAUGACCUACUCGCUGACCUACCAGCUGCUUGCAUUCACUUUUUAACAAAAUAAACACACAAAUCAAAUGUUUUAACCAAAUGCAAUGGGAUAUCAGGCGUAUUUGUUAAACCGCUUUCGGAGUCUGAUUUAAUAAUAGCGUGGCUAAUUGUCAUGUUAGCUUAUUGAAUGCUGGUUUGUUCCGAACGCAGGUGAAGUCUUUCAAAACUCAGAUUUUUGGAUGGUUUGCAGAUCUUCGAAUGCUAAUGUGACCCUUGAAUAAAUGUGUUCUUGUGUAAAAAAUGUGGCAUUGGAAUCAUAUACAGUUUGGUUUGGAUUUGUCUGGUAUUUGCACUGCUUUGUCUUGGUAUUAUAUACAACCAUAACAGUAUCGGUGACAAUGAUGCAGUCAUCACCUGCUAAAGGUAUUGAGAAGAUGGGAUUAGUUUGACGAGAGGAAAGUGAGGAAAAUAAGCAUUAUGUUUUGUCUUAUUUUGUUGUUUUUAAUUAUUCAGGUCUGUUUUUAGGCUUUUCUAAUUUUAAUGUUUUUGAGUGGCUCCAAUGGCCCUUUGAGGUGUCUGCCUAGGCCCAGAGCCUACUUGGCCUUGGGCAAAGCUUUGUGUCACAGCCUUUGAAAGUGGAACCCCAGACUAUCGCCCUAGGCCAGGGUAUCUUGGGCCAGGGUAUCUUGGACCCGGUGCAAGGCAAGGCUUCAGGCCUGUAUCUGUGUUAAACCUCCCAAAACAUGGCGUCAAUCCAUGCAGGACAGGAUGAAGAGUAGCCUAGUUUGUACGAAACACAAGGAAGUUACCCUUAGGUUACGAGAAGGCAAUGUGUCCAGCAAUGUACAGGUAACUGACAAAAUUAAGGAAAGACUUGAGUAUAUGAGGGAUAUAAAGUAUAUUGAAAGCAGGUGUGGUGUAUUGUCCUGGCAACAUUUAGGUCCACUCAACCCCUUAGAGGGCAAGGUAAACGCCAAUAAAUACGCAGCCAUUCUGAGUGAUCACCUUCAACCUAUGGUGAAGCAUUUCUACCCUGAUGGAGUGAUCCCCGGGACCACCCAUACACAAAAAAAAUUAAUUUAUGCACGCAUGACUGUAAGUCGCUUUGGAUAAAAGCGUCUGCUAAAUGGCAUUAUUAUUAUUAUUAUUAUUAUUAUUAUUAUUAUUAUUAUUAUUAUUAUUAUUAUCUCUUCUAGGAUGAUAAUGCCCACAUCCACAGGACACGAGGUGUCACUGAAUGGUUUGAUGAGCGUGAAAACGAUUUAAACCAUAUGCCAUGGCUGUCUCAGUCAGCAGAUCUCAACCCAAUUGAACACUUAUGGGAGAUUCAGGAGUGGUGCCUGAGACUGCAUUUUCCACCACCAUCAACAAAACACAAAAUUAUGGAAUUUCUCAUGGAAGAAGGGUGUUGCAUCCCUCCAAUAGAGUUCCAGACACUUGUAGAAAAUAUGACGAGGCGCAUUGAAGCUGUUCUGGCGGCUCGUGGUGGCCCAAUGCAUAUUAAGACACUUUAUGUUGGUGUUUCUUUUAUUUUGGCACUUACCUGUAUAAGCCUAAUGCUGUAGUAGUGGCAGUGUCGGGUACUGCAAGGCUAGACAAAUAUGAAGUUGUUUGGUAUUUAUUUUGUGUGUAACACUUGUCAUGCUCACUAUGUGUACAGUCCCACCACUGUGGUUUAAAAUUCAACAAUUUUCUCUCUUUCCCUCCCUCUUUUUCCCUGCUCUUUUCUCCUGGCAGCUGAGGCUUCUCACCGGCUCAAUUUGUUCUACCUCGCCAAUGAUGUAAUUCAGAACUGUAAGAGGAGAAAUGCCAUCGUCUACCGUACUGCCUUCGCCGACGUGCUCCCUGAGGCCUUCCAGCUGGUCAAGUGAGUAAAACCACACACAGUUUUAGUUGAAGUGGCCCCUAGAUGCUGAUCAUGGGUCGGUUUUGCAUUUUCCCCACUAAUGGUUAAGGUUAGAAUUGGGGGAGAGGGAGCAGAUCAUAGAUCUGUACCAGUGUUUCCUCUGGAAACACAGUGAAUAUAAUGUAGGCCUACCUGUUAGGGUAACUUGGUGUCUGUACUUAUCACAGAACCCACUUAAUGUUGUCACUACUCUUUCUCAACUAAAAAUGUAAUCUGUCUCAUCACAAUUUUAGUUCUCCCCCAAAAAUGAUUUUGAGGUAGGGUGGGGUUUUACCCCAAGUUACUCUACAACUGACGUGUUACAUUUAGCCCCACUCUCCCCUAUGCACUCACAGCCAAUUGCAGAGCUCCAGGUUUAAAAUGGUGCAGUUCGAGGAUAUUUAGGAGUUGAGAAAUAAAGUAGGAAUGGAAAGCUGUUUUCCCUGCGACAGCAAUAAUUGUUGUGCAUUGAAUGUUUGUCAGAAUGCCUGUUUCCCUCCCUAUGGCAGUUGUAACUUGAAUGCGUUUGGAAUAAUUUGUCUCGCAUAGAACACACAACAACAAGCCAACUAGGUAAAUAGAUAAAUCAGACUACCCCAUAGUAGAAUAGUUUUUCUAUUCAUUACUUGUUUUGUUUGCGGAGGAAAAGUAAAUAUGGUCUGUUCUAGUAUCUUCAAAGUGCACCUCGGCAGAAAUAUAAUUUCAUGUUCCAUAUUUGUUGGGCGCAGCGCCACAUUUUAAAUGACUGCAGAGGAAACACUGAUCCUGUACCUAUGGGAAACAUCAGCCCGGCGCAAACCACGCGGUCAGGGGCAGAGCUAACGUCUACAAUGUUUUUGUUUAUCCACAAUACAGUCGAUGUCUGUGUCCCAAAUGGCAUCCUAUUCCCUUAAUAGUACACUACUUUUACCCAGGGCCCAUAGAGCUCUGGUCAAAAGUAGUGCACUAUACACACUGUUUAUUAGGGACACCACCCCGUUCACGAAAAUGAAUAGCUCCUACAGAAACCGUGAGUCACGUGGCCGUGGCUUUCUAUAUAAAGCAGGCAGACAAGCAUUGAGGCAUUCAUUUACUGUUCGAUUGAACGUUAGAACGUUACAAUGGGCAAAACGAGUGAUCUAAGUGACUUUGAGCGUGGUAUGAUUGUCGGUGCCAGGCGCGCAGGAUACAGUAUCUCAAACGGCCGCCCUCCUGGGCUUUUCGCGCACGACAGUGUCUUGGGUUUACCGAGAAUGGUGUGACAAACAAAAAAACAUCCAGUCAGCGGCAGUUCUGUGGGCAAAAACAUUGUUGAUGUGAGAAGUCGAAGGAGAAUAGCAAGAAUCGUGCACGCUAACAGGCGGGCCACAAACAGACAAAUAACAGUGCAGUACAACAGAACGGCAUCACGGAACGCACAACUCGUCGAUCCUUGUCACAGAUGAGCUAUUGCAGCAGACGACCACACCGGGUUCCACUUCUAUCAGCUAAAAACAAGAAGAAGCGGCUCCCGUGGGCACGCGAUCACCAACACUGGACAAUUGAGGAGUGGAAAAACAUUGCCUGGUCCGGCGAAUCCCAGUUGCUGUUGUGUCAUGCAGAUGGCAGAGUCAGGAUUUGGCAUAAGCAGCAUGAGUCCAUGGACCCAUCCAGCCUGGUGUCAUUGGUACAGGCUGGUGGCAGUGGUGUACUGUGGUGGGGAAUGUUUUCCUGGCACACGUUAGGUCUCUUGAUACCAAUUGAGCAACGAUUGAACGCCACAGCGUAUCUCAACAUUGUCGCUGACCAAACCCAAUAGAGCAUCUUUGGGAUGAGAUGGAACAGGCUGUUUGCAGCAUGAGUGUACCACCGUUCAAUCUGCCGCAACAGUAUGAUGCUAUCUUUUCCGACACUUGUAGAAUCCAUUCCCCGGAGAAUUCGGGCUGUUCUGGAGGCAAAGGGUGGUCCGACCCGGUACUAGAUGGGUGUACCUACUACCUAAUAAACUGACCACUGAGUAAAUAGGAAAAAAGGUACCAUUUGGGAUGCAACCACUGUGUUGCUCGUUGUUGAAAUAAGGGGAGUUUGAUCUUCUGGUCAGGGCUACUCUGUCACUUUACACAUCAGUGCAAUGUCAGUGAUGAACAUUUCUGUCUCCUUCUGUCCUGCAGUAAUGUUGGAGACUCUAAGGUGAUGAAGUCAGUGGACAGGAUAUUAACCAUCUGGGAGGAGAGGAGUGUAUACACAGAUGAGCUUCUAGCUGAGCUGAGGGCCAGUCUGGUCAAAGAGGAGUCACCUGCUGCUGUAGAGACACCUAAAGGUGAGUGAAUCUGUGCCAACCAUGUACCACCACCAGUAGAGUUCACUGUGAUAUACUGCAUGUUUUAAAUAUCAUGGGAAGUAUCGUUUUCGAAAUUGCACAAAUGUCAACAUUAAUUAGGCAUCAUGUUUGUUGUACUUCACUUUUAAUUGUAUGGCAUUUGAGCUGUGCAGUUCAAUGCCUGUGUGUUGUGUUAAGAAAUGACUAAGUUAUGUAAUUUCAGCUCCAGUCAACCCUAAGGCUGCUCUUCAAUCUAAGAUUGUAGCCGAAUUUGUCGUAAGUGUCCACGACCCACUGUUUAGGAUAGAUGAUAUUUUCUGCUCUGAGUUUCUUAUUUUAUUUCUUAUUUUUAAAUCUCAAUUGUGUAUUCAGAACAUUUCAACUGCAUAUCCUCUUGAUAAAUGACCAAAACAUACCAAAUUAACUAACUACUGUACAAUGAGAUCUGUAAAUACUUAAAGUGAAUGCUUGUACUACAAAGCUAGCAUGUUGAGUUGAACUUGACCCUAACUAUUGCCAUGUCCUGUGGUGUGACUCUCUGACUGUGUCCUGUCAUGCAGCCCCAGGCGUUCAUCGAUCACCUCUCUAAGCACCACAGCUCUGUGGAGGAGGUGGAGCUGAAGGAGAAACAGCUGGCAGCCAUGAGGGUGGACGUCUGCAGCACCGAGGCCCUCAAGAGAUUGAAAGGUAACAAGAUACGUUUUUAAGUUUUUGUCUAACACACAAGCUCCUGCAAAGUUGUCCAUGAGCAUUGACCCUGUCAGUGUCCCAAAUUGCACCCUAUUCCCUAUAUAGUGCACACAUCCUCCUGCAAUGUUGUCAAUGAGCAUUGGCCCAGUAACUGGAAAAGCCAUGAGGCAUCUCUUACGGCUCUGAAAGAAAAAAAACCUUGAGCCCUGUCUGGCCCCUCUAGUCUAGGAGGAGAUAACAGUUGUUUUUAGACUGACCAAGGUUGUGUGUUUGUCUUCUCUCUUAUUUCUUUCUCCAAAUCAACUACCCCUUCAGAUAAGGCAGGAGGAAAGAGGCACUCCAAGGACUUUGAGGAUGGCAGUGCGAAGCUAAAGGAGUUUGUUGCCUUCCUUGACCGGCAGAUCAAAGGAGGGCCCCCUCUGUUGGAUGCUCUUGGCAACGCAGACAUUUUCUACGAGAUGCAGUAUAAGGAGGUCAAGAUAGUCGCCAAUGUGAGUAGCUGAAUCAAAUCAGAUUGAUUUAUAAAGCCCUUUUUACAUCAGCAGAAGUCUCAUAGUGCUUAUACAGAAACCCAGCCUAAAACACCAAACAGCAAGCAAUGCAGAUGUAGAAGCACAGUGGCUAGGAAAAACUCCCUAGAAAGGUAGGAACCUAGAGAAGAUCCUGGCUCUGAGGGGUGGCCAGUCCUCUUCUGGCUGUGCCAGGUGGAGAUUAUAAGAGUACAUGGCCAUUUCGUGCAAAUCCUUCUUCAAGAUUUUCAGAUGUUCAUAGAUGACCAGCAGGGUCAAAUAAUAAUCACAGUGGUUGUAGAGGGUGCAACAGGUCAGCACCUCAGGAGUAAAUGUCUGUUGGCUUUUCAUAGCCGAAACGUUGAGAGAGGGAGGGAGAGGUCGAGAGAGGGGGGGAGAGAGAGAGCUUAAGUUCACACAGGACACCAGAUAAGACAGGAGAAUUUCACCAGAUAGGACAGACUGACCCAAGCCCCCCGGUACAGAGACUAUUGCAGCAUAGACACUGGAGGCUGAGACGGGGGGGUGGGGACGGGGGGGGGGGGACACACACACACUGUGGCCCUGUCCGACAAUACCCCCGGACAGGGCCAACCAGGCAGGGUAUAACCCCACCCACUUUGCCCCACAACACUAGAGGGAUAUCACCAGACCACCAACUUAUUACCUUGAGACAAGGCUGAGUAUAGUCCACGAAGAUCUCAUCCACCGCAUGAGCCCGAGGGGGCACAAAACAGGACAGGAAGAUCGUCAGUGACUCAACCCACUCAAGUAAAGUAUAGCAAAAAAAAGCCUGGCACGACGUGACGCAUCCCUCCUAGGGACGACAUGGAAGAGCACGAGUAAGCUAGUGACUCAGUCCCCAUAAUAGGGUCAGAGGCAGAGAAUCCCAGUGAAGAGAGGGGAGCCGGCCAGGCAGAGACAGCAAGGGUGGUUCAUCACUCCAGUGCCUUGCCGUUCACCUUCGCACCCCUGGGCCAGACUACACUCAAUCAUAGGACAUACUGAAGAGAUGAGUCUUCUGUAAAGACUUAAAGGUCGAGACGGAGUCUGUCUGUCUCUCUCACAUGGAUAGGCAGACCGUUCCAUAAAAAGCUGUUUGCUUAGAAAUUCUAGGGACAAUAAGGAGGCCUGUGUCUUGUGACCGUAGCAUUAGUGUAGGUAUUUACUGCAGGACCAAAUCGGAGAGAUGGGUAGCAGCAAGUCCAUGUAAAGCUUUGUAGGUUAGCAGUAAAACCUUGAAAUUAGCCCAAGCCUUCACAGGAAGCCAGUGUAGAGAGGCUAGCACUGGAGUAAUAUGAUCAAAUACUUUGGUUCUAAUCAAGAUUCUAGCAGCCGUAUUUAGCACUAACUGAAGUUUAUUUAGUGCUUUAUCUGGGUAGCCGGAGAGUAGAGCAUUGCAGUAGUCUAAUCUAGAAGUGACAAAAGCAUGGAUUAGCUUUUCUGCAUCAUUUUUGGACAACAAGUUCCUGAUUUUUGCAGUAUUACAAAGAUGGGGAAAAAAGCUGCCCGUAUUCUUGAUAUGUUCGUCAAAAGAGAGAUCAUGGUCCAGAGUAACGUCGAGGUCCUUCACAGUUUUAUUUGAGACUACUGUCCAACCAUCAAGAUUAAUUGUCAGAUCUCUUUGUUUCUUGGGACCUAGAACUAGCGUCUCUGUUUUGUCUGAGUUUGAAAGUAAAACAUUUGCCGCCAUCCACUUCCUUAUGUCUGAAACACAGGCUUCCAGGUAGGCAAUUUUGGGGCUUCACCAUGUUUCAUUGAAAUGUACUAGAUGGUGUCCUUAAUGCCUUUGCAUCUGUUGUUGUGAAAGGUUGAAAGCGGUUCUCUUUGGUUUUAGUGGGGGGCUUUGGUAGUAAGACUUGAGUUGCAUAUAUUUUUUGUGUUUGAUUAUUUAUUUAUUUUACUUCUCCUUAAGGCCUACAAGACGUUUGCCAACCGGGUGUCCCACCUCAAGCGUAAGCUGGACGGCCUCAAAGCCACCUUACCAGACCUGGAUGAGUCGCCCAUCCCCUCGCCCUCGAUGGACGCCCCCUCCCCGAAUGGCUCAGAGUCCCCGUUCCAUGGCCUGGCCGACCCAGACUCCGACCUGGAUGGCCUGGCCAUGGAUGAUGAGGCAGACAUCACUCUGGGGGAAGCACCCAGCCCCCUGUCCUCCCCUGGUGGCUCCCCCAAGCAGGGCUUCACUGUCGGGGAGUCAGACAACCGCGACGUGGAGGACAUGGAGCUCUCGGAUGAGGAGGCAGAGAGCGUCGGUAUCAUAGGUGAGGGGAGUGACAUGCGAUGCGGAGCAUAGAUGGGGUGCAGGGGGUUAAAGGACAGGAUCUAUACUGAACACAAAUAUAAACGCAACAUGCAACAAUUUGAAAGAUUUUACUGAGUUACAGUUCAUAGAAGGAAAUCAGUCAAUUAAAAUAAAUAAAUUAGGCCCUAAUCUUUUUUUGCGUAUGGAACAUUUCUGGCAUCUUUUAUUUCAGCUCAUGGAACAAAACUUUACUUGUUGGGUUUAUAUUUUUGUUCAGUAUAGUACUUUUAUGUGAGUCAUUUAUACCUGUAAGGCUCUAUUGAAUUGCAACUUAGCUGUUUCGAUUGAACAUUUCCUCUGUUUUCAGUUGAGGAGCGAGUUGAAAGUCCCAUCCCAUCUCCAGUCCCCAUUCCUAUGUCUGUUGUCACACAGCCGCCACUGGCCACAGAGGCAAAGCCUGUUCCACAGGCCACACCCUCCCCAGCUCUCGUGACCCCAUUGACCCCUACAACCAACCUAUCGGGCAACCUCGCCAAUGUGGACCUGGGUAAAAUUAGCUCUAUUCUCAGCAGCAUCACCUCUGUCAUGAAGAAACCAGGUGAGAAACUUCAGCUAUUGUAACAUCAUAAAGGCACUACAUGCAGGCAGCCACUGUUGCAUCAUCAACACUUUUAUUCUGAUGGCACAUCAUAAAGGCACCAUUACAUCAUCAGCACUGUUAUUCUGAUGUUGCAUCAUAAAGGAGGUAGUCCAGGGUUGGGGUCAAUUCAGAAUUUAAUUCAAAUCAACCCUUUGAUUUAAAAUUCCAGUAUGAAUAAGGCACCCCACUGGAAGCAGAAUUGUAAUUUAAUUUGAAUUAGAAGUAGAAUUGAAUUCAAAGAAAUUCAAAGAAAUUCAACUGAGACAUGAAACAUGAAACUCUCAUUCCUUUGACAAAUCUUUUACCAAAAGCAUCUCACUUAAUACUUAAGUACAGAUUCCAUUUCAAAUAUUAGCUUGAUUAUAACUCAUAGAUGUCAAACAGUAUUUUUGUCAUGAGAUAUUAGGUUGUUCUGGAGUGUUUGAUUUGAUCUAAUGCAUUCUUGGGACAUAAAAAAAAAAAAAAAAAAAGAUAUUUAAUAACAUCUAAGUGAAAUAUGAAUAAUUGAAGACAACCUACAAAAUGAUUUCAGAAUAUUUCUUGUUUUUGGAGAAUGAGAUAAAGCUGCAUUAUUUAACUUUUUGGGCGACCCCACCAAAUUCACAGAGAUGUUAGUUAUAGAUCUGUCAUUCUCAUUGAAAGCAAGUCUAAGAAGCGCUAGAUCUGUUCAAUCUGCGCUAUUUCUAUGCUUUCCGUUCUUAAGAUACAUUUUUGCGUAUUUUACUUUCGGAAAUGUACACCAGCUUCAAACAGCUAACAAAAUACAGUAUUUUUGGUUAUUUAAAAUAUAUUUCACAGUGGAUUAAAUGGUACAAUGAUUCUCUACAUUAUAUGUGCUUGUUUUGUCACAUAAACUGACAUUAGGUGAAUUAUUAGACUUUUUAGCAACCUGGGAAUGGCGGAAAGAUAUCUGCAUAUUGCACCUUUUUAAAAAUGAAAUGUUUCAACCAUAUGUUAUACAUAGUAUUGGUUACCAUACAUUAUGUAUAGUGAUUUAUGUACACAUAAAUAAUAGCCAUUUAAAUAGCCAUUACACCUUUGAAUUUCAUUGAAUUUAAUUCAAAUUGUUUUUUGUGGGGUGGUAAUUUCAAAUUUAAUACAAUAAUUGGAAUUAAAGGGCAAUUCAGAUCCCAACCCUGAGGCAGUUGGCCACAUCAACACUGUUAUUCUUAUGGCACUUGUAGCCUAGUAUUGUUCCUUUAGCUACUGUUACAUCCUCAAAACAUCCUGUUGAUUGUGACACAACCAUAACAUGCUUAUAGGUAGUUAUCAAUAAACCAUCACAAUAAGGUGCAGCGCGUUCGAUUUGCCUGCUGGGUGGCAAGGAGAUCCCCAGCUCCGCUAAAACCAUUGACAACUGCGUGUUAAAUAAAUGUUAACUAUUUGGUUAUAAUAUCAUCACCUCUUAAAGAGCAUAGUCAGAACUACAAAUGUCAGAUUAUUCCAUGCAAAACAAUUGCACACAUUUAGCUCUAUCAUCACAGUUCUACAGCAAGUAACUGCAUGCUUUUCAUGAUCAGUAAACAUCAAUUGAUCAUGAGGGUAGCCUCAUGAUAUCUCUCAAUAUUGGCCACCAUUAAUUGGAUAUUUGAGUGAUAUAAAAUAAGUGAACUAUAGCCUUCAGUCACGUCUUUGGCCACGUUCGGGUGGGUCAAACAAUGCAGUCUAAUUUAUAUUUGUUGUUUUAAAGUCCUCAGCUGCAUGGUUGUAGAAUCUCAGGGUCGUUACUUUAUUCUAAAACCUUUCACUGUUGUUUCACCGGUCCAGUUUGUUUUGGGGGGGGGGAUCCUGAGUCAAAGCGCCAAAAUAACAGAAGCCAUGCCAAUGAGGCGUAUUUGUUAUACGGUGCCUUCGGAAAGUAUUCAAACCCCUUGACUUUAUCCACAUUUUGUUACAUUACAGCCUUAUUCUAAAAUGGAUUAAAUAAAUACAAAUCCUCAGCAAUCUACACACAAUACCCCAUAAUGACAAAGUGAAAACAGGUUUUCAGAAAUUUUUGCAAAUGUACAUAAGUAUUCAGACCCUUUGCUAUGACACUCAAAAUUGACCUCAGGUGCAUUCUGUUUCCAUUGAUCAUCCUUGAGAUGUUUCUACAACUUGAUUGGAGUCCACCUGUGGUCAAUUCAAUUGAUUGGACAUGAUUUGGAAAGGCACACACCUGUCUAUAUAAGGUCCCACAGUUGACCGUGCAUGUCAGAGCAAAAACCAAGCCAUGAGGUUGAAGGAAUUGUCCGUAGAGCUCCGAGACAGGAUUGUGUCGAGGCACAGAUCUGGGGAAGGGUACCAAAAAAUGUCUGCAGCAUUGAAGGUCCCCAAGAACACAGUGGCCUCCAUCAUUCUUAAAUGAAAUAUGUUUGGAACCACCAAGACUCUUCCUAGAGCUGGCCAAACUGAGCAAUCGGGGGAGAAGGGCCUUGGUCAGGGAGGUGACCAAGAACCUGAUGGUCACUCUGACAGAGCUCCAGAGUUCCUCUGUGGAGAUGGGAGAACCUUGCAGAAGAACAACAAUCUCUGCAGCACACCACCAGUCAGGCAUUUAUGGUAGAGUGGCCAGACGGAAGCCACUCCUCAGUAAAAGGCACAUGACAGCCCGCUUGGAGUUUGCCAAAAGGCACCUAAAGACUCUGACCAUGAGAAACAAGAUUCUCUGGUCUGAUGAAACCAAGAUUGAACUCUUUGGCCUGAAUGCCAAGCGUCACGUCUGGAGGAAAUCUGACACCCUCCCUAUGGUGAAGCAUGGUGGUGGCAGCAUCAUGCUGUGGGAUGUUUUUCAGUGGAAGGGACUGGGAGACUAGCCAGGAUCGAGGCAAAGAUGAAUGGAGCAAAGUACAGCGAGAUCCUUGAUGAUAACCUGCUCGAGAGCGCUCAGGACCUCAGACUGGGGCAAAGGUUCACCUUCCAACAGGACAAUGACCCUAAGCACACAGCCAAGACAACGCAGGAGUGGCUUCGGGACAAGUCUUUGAAUGUCCUUGAGUGGCCCAGCCAGAGCCCGGACUUGAACACGAUCGAACAUCUCUGGGGAGACCUGAAAAUAGCUGUGCAGCAACGCUCCCCAUCCAACCUGACAGAGCUUGAGAGGAUCUGCAGAGAAGAAUGGCUGAAACUCCCCAAAUACAUGUGCCAAGCUUACAUUUACAUUUUAGUCAUUUAGCAGACGCUCUUAUCCAGAGCGACUUACAGUUAGUGAAUACAUAUAUAUAUAUAUAUAUAUAUAUUAUUUUUUUUAUACUGGCCCCCGGUGGGAAUCGAACCCACACCCCUGGCGUUGCAAACGCCAUGCUCUAUCAACUGAGCUACAUCCCUGCCGGCCAUUCCCUCCCGUACCCUGGACGACGCUGGGCCAAUUGUGCGCCGCCCAUGAGUCUCCCGGUCGCGGCCGGCUGCGACAGAGCCUGGAUUCGAACCAGGAUCUCUAGUGGCACAGUUAGCACUGCGAUGCAGUGCCUUAGACCACUGCACCACUCAGGAGACAGCUUGUAGCAUCAUACCCAAGAAGAAUCGAUGCUGUAAUCGCUGCCAAAGGUCCUUCAACAAAGUACUGAGUAAAGGGUCUGUUAAUGUAAAUGUGAUAUUUCUGUUUUUUAUUUUAUAAAUUAGCAAACAUUUCUAAAAACCUGUUUUUGCUUGGUCAUUAUGGGGUAUUGUGUGUAGAUUGAUGAGGGGGGGAAACAAUUUAAUACAUUUUUGAAUAAGGCUGUAAAGUAACAAAAUGUGGAAAAAGUCAAGGGGUCUGAAUACUUUCUGAAGGCACUGUAGUGGUGCGCGGGUCAGCUGUUUGUUGACCCACACCCGCGCACAAUUGCCCAACUAUAUGUGAAAAUCUGAGGCCAGCACCCAACCCUAAGGGGAAAAUAUAGAAAAUGGGCUAUAGGCUACAGUCAAAGACUGCAGAACGAUUUGUUUUGACAGGGUGCCGGAUUGUUUUGCCUGAUAUGUUAGAUAUGUUUCUGCUUAUAAUUUCUGAGAUUUUGGUAGGUUAUUUGUUAGUAAACUUGUCUAUAAUUAGAUACAUGUAGCUUCUCUUUUGUCAUUAUAUGUUGCCCUAGAAGACUAAAUUAACCAUUGCUCAACAGAAUGUAAUAGAUCGAUAGAAUGAAUGCUUCAAUCUAGUUGACAUCGGUAAGGUUUUCUGUAGUCUUUCCCGGAGCAAAGACGUUUUGGGACUGGGGAGAAAAUACAAUAAAGCAACAACAAAUUGAUAAGAUUUACUUUGCAAAAUCAGUUUGACCGGUUGUAAGGAAAAAGAAAGCUGUAAAAACGACCCAACUUGUUUCUGAUAAGAUUUCAGUUUGGCUUUGAUGCAUAUUUUAUGGGGUGGAAUACUAUCAGCUUUUAUGAUGAAGACUGCACCGCUACAGAUCGUAUUUAACUGAGGAUUGCAUUCUCUCAAGAUGCAGAAAGAAAUCAAAAUUCUCCACUCCUGUCCAAAUCUUGCCUACAUUUGGUGUAUAAUUUUACUGCAAGAAAUGCUUAAAUCUGCAUGAGUUAUUAUUAAGGCUAUAGCCCUAUUUGCACGGGACUAGUAUUACUAGAGAACGUUGGUUAUGUAUUUAUUACCCCAGAAUGUCCGUUAUUCUAGAGGACGAUUCGGACGGGAUACGUUCUUUCCAAACUGCCCCCAGUAAUUAUUUCUCUUUUUUAUUUCUCUUUUUCUUUAUUGACUGUUAUGACGGAAGCCUGGAGUUUUUUUUAUUCUAGGUGUGAAGAUGUUUCAAGUCCAGGCGAUAACAGGCUACACUGAUAACUCGUGCGUGGUUCCCGAGUUUCUAAAACAUAUCAAACCAUCUUUGGUAUAGUGUCGCCAUAAUAUUUGAAUUGAGGAGGUGUGAUCAUAAUCAUUAGGAUAUUUUAGUGAUCCGCUGUAGAAGACAUCCUAAAUGCCCCCCAGCCUUCAGAUGUGAGCUAAACAGCUAACUUGGACUUGAUAUGCGUUUUUAGGCUAUGGAUGAGAAAGUGAACUUUUUCCAAACGUUGAGCUCAGUUGUAUGCUGCUUUGCGAUCUAUUAACAGCAAGGGUUGCAUUAAAUAGGCGCAAUAUUUUUUUAGUGAUUCAUUUGGCGAUGUUAAAUUCAUUCAGCACAAAACGUAUAAACGAAAGCAUUCACCGUGAAAGUUGAUACAUGUAUACCCUUCAUAUAUUGGCUAUGCGCAGAACUUCGUUCAAUUGAACGAAUCAGUUACUGUUUUCUGGCUCAAACCGCAUGCAUCACCGGUAAAACGCAGACAUUUUUCUCAAAACACAGAGAUGUCGAUUUGCACGGGACUCGUAUUAUCAGAGGACUUUAGAGUUUGCCAAAAAGCAGUUGGUUAUUCUGGUUAGUCAAUGUCCAGAUUUUAGUUUCCAUUUAACCCAUCUAAAUAGUAGGCUACAGUUUCCUUGACAUGCAUAGGCCUAUUUGAAGUCCCGUCUUUUGGCGGUCAAAUUUGUAUAGCGCCUCACGAUCAUCACACAUAACAUAGUUAGUUUUACCACUUCACCAAAUCUUUUCCAAACAUUACUUUUCUGGUCCCCCCCCAUCCAUUUAUUUUCAACUCUGCUUUCGCAGCUUUUGUCUUAUUGAAUUAAACUUUGACAAUGUCAUUUCUGCCUCCAAGAAUUUAUGUUAACUUUUUCUGCCAGUUCCCAAAAGCAUUAUAAGGCGAUUGUCUGUGUAGGGAUAUAACCGCGGGACUGAGUCAACCCGUGCAUCACUAAUGUACGGUAUGAAUAUAAAUAUUAAGCCUUUGAAUGGAACCACAUCACAUGUUUUCCAACUAAGGUCCACCUAUGUUUUUUUUAUUGACAUUUGAUUGGUAAAAACAGUAGGAUAAAUACACAUGUAGGUAGAGUCAAUUCUCGUUUUUUUCUCCUUUAGUUUUAAGAGCUUUGUCACAAUGGACCAGACGGUCAUUUGCAUUAAAUUCAUUGAAAAUGGUAGUCUCAACUUUCUUUGCUUUCUGUAAUUUUAUGAUCUGCAUUUUGAUUGUAUGAUUUAAAGGUUUGAAGUUGCAAAACAAAAUUAACAAAAAAUAGAAUCACAUAAUGUAGUUAGCCUACCCGCCUUGUAUCUGCAAGCAGUUGGCUAUAGUGAACAUGCCAAGAGCCUGGUCAGUCUAUGUCAUGGGAAGAGCUUACACUCAGUGAAUGGUGAGCAAUAUGUUUGGACCAUGGAAUCGCAAAAAAAUCACAGCAUUCAAUCACAAUACAUAUAGAAUCGUGAGAAUCGCAAUGCAUAUCGCAUCGGCACAUAAGGAUGAUAAUAUUGUGAGUUCCCUGGCAAUUCCCAGCCCUAUUAGCCAAAAUGACAACUUGAACACUGUUAUUCUCAUAGAGAUCCUAUAGGUCGUUAUCAAUAAAAAGCCACAAGGUGCAGAGCGUUCGAUUUGCCUGCAAGGAGACCCCCAGCUCCGCUAAAACCAUUGACAACCUUGUGCCAUUUUCAAGGGAUUGUUAAAUACAUCACCUCUUGAAGAGCAUAGUCAGAACUAUACAUUUCUUAUUAUUCCAUGCAAAACAAUUGCGCACAUUUAGCUCUAUCAUCAGUUAUACAGCAAGUAAUUGCAUGCUUUUCAUGAUCAGUAAACAUCAAUUGAUCAUGUAAUUUCAGAUACGUGAGGGUUAGACCUAUUUACUAUUACAUUGUUAAAUAACAUUUGAAAUCACAGCACAGCUGAGCAUAAAUUGAAAUAAUUUUCAAAUAAUUCGCUUUUUUAUUUUACUGGACUGAUGGUACCUGUAUCUGAUGGUCAUGGUGCUUUCAAGACAACUGGGAGCUCGGGAAAACAAUGAGGUCUAAUCACAACAUCAGUGAUCUUCAGGUCGGAAAGUCGCAGCUCUAGAAAGUUGCCCGAGUUUCCCACUUGGAAUUCCGAAUUGGAUGCCCGUUCCAAAUUAUUUUUCCCAGUUGGAUCUCGUUUUCCCCCCUGAGUUCCCAGUUGCCUUGAAUGCACUGAAGUCGGAAGUCUGCGAUUUCUGAGUUCCAAGUACCCAGUUGUUUUGAGCACGGCAUUAGUCUCAGCAGAGGGAGUGAGAGAGCAGCAGAGGGUCCGCCUCUCACGGUCCCUGAUUUCUCCUUCCUUGCCUCCGGUGAGACUGACCAGAGAGAGGGGACACUGUCUUCCGCCUGAUAGCGAAACUCCUGGCGCACAGCAUCUGCACAAAUUCAUGUUGUUCAUAUGACCAGACAAAGUGAAAUAUUCCUCUAUUUAAAUAGACACGACGAGCUGCUAAUAAUAAUAAAAACACAGGGCUAUCGAUACACUUGGCUACUCAUUCAUUGCAGCUGCAGCGCAAGUGGAAGUAGGGAGAAGCGCGUUUUAUGUUUUGAGUAAAAAGUGUUGACAGUGCUGAAUAAACUUAGACAUGAACUCACUCAUAACAGCAGCUCUUUGCUGUAUUCUUUGACAGUCUCUCUCUGGUCAUGGUUUUAAUGAGUUAAAAUCUGUCUUUUCCUCUCCUAGGAGUGAGUCCAGGUGGUUCUUUGGCCUCCCCCUCCUCUCCAGCCAAGACCACCCUUCCUGCCCCAGUAGCCCCCCAGGUAGCCAUCCCUCUGGCCAGCAUCCUGUCCAAAGUGGACAUGACUUCUGAGGCGCUCCUCAGUGCACUCUCCAAAACCCAGGGACAGGCCGGCGGGCUACAGGGUGAGAAACCGUGUGGUAGAGCAAAUGUUAAAACUCAUCUAUUUCCCAUGUGUUUUUUCUUUUGCUCAUUAAGAAAAACAAGAUUUCAGUCUUGGUGGUGUGGUUCGAUGUGAGUGUGUUAUCGUACCCUGUCAGUUACUGAUGUUUGUCGCUCUUGAGACACUGUAGCAACAACAGCUAUUAGCCCACCACUUCUUCGAAAUAGUCAGAAGAAAGAAAUGUGUAAUUAAGUUGGACUUUUUUGCAGGGGAGGUUUUAGUCACACAAUUUUACAUCUAGCUAAGGUUUUUGGUGUUUUGCUAUUUCUGAAGUAAUUUUUUUUGAAUGAAAACUAGUAGAGUGUACAUCAGACUAUCGAGUCUGCUGCUACUGUCUAUUACCAGAGUAUUGGUCUGUCUGGCACUGUUUCAUAGUGAAUCAUGUUACAAAACAGGGUGUGGCGGGACACAAGAUGCUUGCGAAUGGGUUCAGAAUCUUCGAAUUUUGAAUAAUAAUGGCAGUUACAGUUUAAGUCGGAAGUUUACAUACACUUAGGUUGGAGUCAUUAAAACUUGUUUUUCAACCACUCCACAAAUUUCUCGUUAACAAACUAUAGUUUUGGCAAGUCGGUGAGGGCAUCUACUUUGUGCAUGACACAAGUAAUUUUUCCAACAAUUGUUUACAGACAGAUCAUUUCACUUAUAAUUCACUGUAUCACAAUUCCAGUGGGUCCGAAGUUUACAUACACUAAGUUGACUGUGCCUUUAAACAGCUUGGAAAAUUCCAGAAAAGGAUGUCAUGGCUUUAGAAGCUUCUGAUAGGCUAACUAACAUCAUUUGAGUCAAACUCAGUGCCUCUUUGCUUGACAUCAUGGGAAAAUUUUAAAUAAAUCAGCUAAAUAUUGUAGACCUCCACAAGUCUGGUUCAUCCUUGGGAGAAAUGUCCAAAUGCCUGAAGGUACCACGUUCAUCUGUACAAACAAUAGUAUGCAAGUAUAAACACCAUGGGACCACGCAGCCGUCAUACCACUCAGGAAGUUGACGCAUUCUUGCUCCUUGAGAUUUUUGAGAUGAACAUACUUUGGUGCGAAAAGUGCAAAUCAAUCCCAGAACAACAGCAAAGGACCUUGUGAAGGUACUGGAGGAAACAGGUACAAAAGUAUCUAUAUCCACAGUAAAAAGAGUCCUAUAUCGACAUAACCUGAAAGGCCGCUCAGCAAGGAAGAAGCCACUGCUCCAAAACCGCCAUAAAAAAGCCAGACUAUGGUUUGCAACUGCACAUGGGGACAAAUAUUGUAUUUUUUGGAGAAAUGUCCUCUGGUCUGAUGAAACAAAAAUAGAACUGUUUGGCCAUAAUGACCAUCGUUAUGUUUGGAGGAAAAAGGGGGACGCUUGCAAGCCGAAGAACACCAUCCCAACUGUGAAGCACGGGGGUGGCAGCAUCAUGCAGUGGGGGUGCUUUGCUGCAGGAGGGACUGGUGCACUUCACAAAAUAGAUGGCAUCAUGAGGAAGGAAAUAUGUGGAUAUAUUGAAGCAACAUCUCAAGACAUCAGUCAGGAAGUUAAAGCUUGGUCACAAAUGGGUCUUCCAAAUGGACAAUGACCCCAAGCAUACUUCCAAAGUUGUGGCAAAAUGGCUUAAGGACAACAAAGUCAAGGUAUUGGAGUGGCCAUCACAAAGCCCUGACCUCAAUCCUAUAGAAAAUGUGUGGGCAGAACUGAAAAAGCGUGUGCGAGCAAGGAGGCCUACAAACCUGACACUGAUACACCAGCUCUGUCAGGAGGAAUGGGCAAAAAUUCACCCAACUUAUUGUGGGAAGCUUGUGGAAGACUACCCAAAAUGUUUGACCCAAGUGAAACAAUUUAAAGGCAAUGCUACCAAAUACUAAUUGAGUGUAUGUAAACUUCUGACCCACUGGGAAUGUGAUGAAAGAAAUAAAAGCUUAAAUCAAUCAAUCUCUCUACAAUUAUUCUGACAUUUCACAUUCUUAAAAUAAAGUGGUGAUCUAGACAUUUUUACAAGGAUUAAAUGUCAGGAAUUGUGAAAAACUGAGUUUAAAUGUAGUUGGCUAAGUUGUAUGUAAACUUCCGACUAAAACUGUACAUCUCUACUCUGUUAUCACUUAUUUUAUUGUACUGUGCGAGAAUCAUUCAGAUUUGUACAAUUGAGGUCGCCGUUCAUAGUUGUCAUGUAUUUUAACACAUUUCCUUUUCUCUUUUUUCUGUCUCCUUCUUAGGUCUCUCCACUCUUCUGAACAGCCCAGCGGGAAACCUCUCCUCAAACUCCCCCAGUACAGGCAAGCUCCCUCCCUCCACCCCUACAGUACCCUCUCGAGGCCUUCCUCUCGCCGCCUCUAUGCUCGAGCUAACACCAUCAGCCCCUGCAGUGGGGAACACCACCACCGUCCCUCAAGCAGUGUCCCUUCCCCAGCCCACACUGCCUCUAGCCAUCGGCCCUCAUAGAGGGCUGGUCCUGGAGCAGGAGAAGGAGAAGGAAGAAAAGCCUUCCGCUUCCAGCCUGGAGUCCAAGAUCCACAGCUUUCUGCAGGGUAACCCUGGCUUUAAUGCCUUUAACCUGGGCUUGACUAGCGAGGCCGUCCAAGCGGGAGGCCGUGACCUCAGCCCCUUAGCGGGGACAGAGACCCAGGAGGGCACCCCGGUACGGGAUGAGGCCGGAGGAGGCACCCCCACCCUGGAUGAGAUCAUGGACACUCCGGGGGAAGCAGAGCCCUUCCUGGCCAAGCAAGGUCAGGUCUCCACUGGGGGAGUUCCUAAACCAACAGAUGGCAACCUGUCUCUGUCUCCAACUGCCUGCCACAACCAAGCCUGGCAGGGUCCCAACAACACUCAAGUCCAUUUAGGACUACAUCCAGGUGCUCCGAAUGGGCAGGGGUACCCCCAGUUGCCUUAUGAAGGGAAGGAAGAGAUGCAUGGAAUAGCUCCUUCCCUCAGAGAGUCUGGAUUGGCCCAUUACCAGCCCAUCACAACACAGGUGUCAGCCCCAACCCUCGGGGAGGGGUUACCCAGUAACACACCAGGAGGGCCUCAGGCAAGACCAAGCGCCAGUGUGAGUGAAGGAGGAUGGUAUGGUAAUCCCUACCCAGAGGGACAGGCCCUGCAUCCCAGCAACCACAACAUGGCUGCCUCAGGGGCUGGAGAUGGUAAAACCCCCAUGUCAGGACCGUAUGCAUACCAGGGGGAGGGGCAGACGCAACCCUAUCAAACAAAGGAUCCUCAUGCUCUGCCUUUCCAACAGGGGGCCAACCCCUCAAGCUUCCUCACCAGCCCUCUGCCCCCCAUUCCCCAGCUGCCCCCACCGCCCUUUCCUGGGAUACCAGCCCCACCACAGGACUACCAGGGCCCGCCCGCGUCUGUGAUGGUGGGUGGUUUGAUGGUGGAGCGACCCUCACCAAACCCUGAGAUGGAGGAUGACAGGGCGGGCAUUAGUGCACUGGGCGGUCCGGGGAUUAUCAGUGACCCCUAUCACCCUGAUGACUUUCGCCGCCACCCAGAUGUCCUUCAUCGCCACGCCGAUGACCCAUAUCACCCUGACGAUUUCCGUCGUCACCCCGAUGACCUCCACCGCUAUUCCGAUGAUCUACGCCGUCAGCCUGACAACCUGCAUCACCUUGACAACUUCCGUCACCAUCCCGACGACCUACGUCACCCAGACGAUCGCUAUUAUCACCCAGACGAUUUCCAAAAUCUACCUGUAGACGAUCCUCAUUAUCCUUAUAGAGUCAGAGAGCGCCUCACUCCCCCUCCCUCUCCCUCAGAAGACCCUUAUUACUAUAACUACCCCCCGCGCAGCCCUUCCCCUCCAUAUGGUCACAGACGCCCCCUUCCCCCUCACAUGAACCUGCACCACCAUGACCACAUGCCCCUGCCUCCCCAUCCUCCACACAGUCUUCUCCGCCCAGCUCAACAUCCACACCUGAGAGGCCUCCCACGGGGUCCCCCACGCCCGCCUCUCCGUAGCCCCAUGCUCAGGGGGAAACGGCCUGGGCCUCCUUUCGGUGGACACCCCAGAGGUGGGGGACCAGGUGGUCCGUUCUUUCCCCCCAAAAGACCACACCUACCUCCGCGGUUCUGACUUGUAAACUGACUUAGGUCACAUCAAAUGACAGUGCGUAGUCUACCGAAAUGUCAUUGUGGCAGUGGGCGUGACACAUGGAGGGUAGAAGAGGAGGAGGAGGAGAAGAGAUGAGUUGGGAAAGAAGUUGAAUACUUUAGUUGUACUUUUAAACCAAGAAGGGGAGCGGCGAAGAGGCCUGAGAGGAAGAGGGGGAUAGAUGAGUACAAUUUGAAGGAGAAGUGGAGGAGUAAAUUGGGAGGAUCUUAAGGAAUCGAACGAAGAGCGGAUGAGUGAAGACAUGGAUACGUGGAUCUGGAGAAAGAGGGAAUGGAGAGGUCGGCCUGAACAACGGAGACGCAGCAGAAUAAAAGAAAAUAAGAGGUGGAUAUAUAAUUCAGUUUGAUAUUUGUUCGAAUAUAAAACAUUGCAUUAAAUCUCUAAUUCAUAUUCCCCUCUGAAUUAGCUCUAAGCAUGCAUAUAUAAUUGUGUGCAUGCGUUAGCGUGAGUGAGUUAAAUCUAAAACUACUGUUCAUUAUUUAAACUGCAUUUUAAGACGUUAUUCUUUUUGCAAAGUAGGCCUAAGUGUCAGAGAAGAGUAGUUACUGCUAUGUUUCUCUUCUUGUAAUUUUUCAAUUAAAAGUUGAGGCCCGCUUUCCCAUUGCAAAGACCUAACCAUAAUCCCGACAGCUGAGAUAAUUGCUCCUAUGUAGUCUCUUUUUGUUUACACUACAUUUUAUGUAAGUAGACACAAAGAGAAUGUAAACUUAAUAUUAUCUUUCCUUCAACAAUAUCCGUUUGUGUAGCUGGGGGGGAAAUGAUGAUAAAUUCCAUAAAUGUUAUGACUUUGAAUAUUAUUUAUAUUUGUUAAGCAACACUUUGUUCAGUGUACAUAGUGCGAAUGAUUGAACCCUUUACUGGCUGUGUCAUCACUUCUCAUUUCUCAGAGAAGGAUGACACCAGCACAGGGGAAAUAGAGUAAAACAGGGCUUUGGGUGGCGGGGGGGGGGGGGGGGGUAUUUUUGUUGUCCCUAAACGACAAAGAAGACAAGAAGUUCAUUUUGGAGUUGGAUCAAGAAACUCCACUUUCCGCCUUCAACUACCUUUUACUUGUACUGACUUUAAUAAAAACCUGAGUUUGAAAACAGCAGUGGGAGGUUACUUACUUUAUUUCUCAGCCUUGGGAAAUGCCUCUUGCCUGAGAUGUUUGCCUUUAAUUCUUCCACCACGGUUCCUUCCCAUCAUCACCACUUCCACAAUAACGUUGAUGCCCAUCGGGGUUGUGGUCAAUUCAAGAUGUAAACUGAUGUAACAAUAAAAAUAAAAAUGCAUUAUUGAGUAUUUAUUUUUAAUGACUUCUCUAUGUUGAAAGGGAGACGGUAUAUGUUACAAAAAUAUUUAUUUUGGGAUUUUAAAUUCAAAUCAGUUCCUGGAUUCACUGACUUCUAUUCUAAUUGACCCCAACCCUGAUGCCCAUGCACUAAACGAAAAUCUAAUAGAGAAAUGUAAGUGUGCAGUCAUCUGGUGUGCUGUAGGAAGCAAAUAACCUAAGUGAUUCACAUCUGUUGCCAUGCAACGUGCUGCGUAAUUAAUUUACUUAGAAUGGGAGGUUUAGAAAAUAGAUUUGAUGAGCUCGUGGCCAUGUAUGAGUUCAGCCAACAAGUUCAUACCUUGAUCAGAUUAGAAACACUUGGGGCCUACAUCUUAUGACGCAAGACUUAGCAAGUGUGUUAGAGGCAUAUUAUUACAUGUCAACAGUAAACAACAAAGGAAUAAAACGCGUUUAUUCAACUUUUGUCAGACCUGGCAUGUUUUUGCAAGUCAUUUACUCUGUAUGCAGGAACUUUAUUUCAGACUGGGCCUGUAUUGAUAAAGCGUCUCAGAGUAGGUGUGCUGAUCUAGGAUCAGUUUGGCCUUUUUAGUUAAAAAUCAAUAAGACUACAUGGACAGGUGGGGAACUGAUCCUAGAUCAGCACUCCUACUCAGAUAAGCUUUAUGAAUACUGGCACAGGUCAAUACGAUUUUGCUAACCGUUUCGUCAGAUCGAUAAUGACUCAGUUCUGAAGUACUGGUUUUAAUGGGGGAGGACCAUAGCCCGCUGGUGCCUGAUACAAAAUGGUUGAGAAACACUGUAUUCUGUGACCACAGUGCAAACCUCCACUGACCUGUAACUAAGAUAUAUAUAUAUAUAUAUAUAUAUAUAUAUAUAUAUAUAUAUAUAUAUAUAUAUAUAUAUAUAUAUAGUUAUAGUGCCCUCUGGAAUUAUUGGGACAGUGAAGAAUUUAUUCUUUUUUCUCAGUUCUCCAGCACUUUGUGUUUGAAAAUAUACAAUGACUAUGAGGUUAAAGUGCAGACUGUCAGCUUUAAUUCUUUAUCCAUAUCAGGUGAACCAUUUAGGAAUUACAGCACAUUUUGUACCUAGUCCCCCCAUUUUAGGGGACCAAAAGUAUUGGGACAAAUCCACACAUAUGUGUGUGUUAAAGUAGUCCUAAGUUUGGUAUUUGGUCCCUUAUUCCUAGCACGCAAUGAUUACAUCAAGCUUGUGACCCUACAAACUUGUUGGAUGCAUUUGUUGUUUGUUUUGGUGGUUACUGAUUAUUUUCUGCCCAAUAGGAAUGAAUGGUAAAUAAUGUAUUGUGUCAUUUUGGAGUCACAUUUAUUAUAAUGAAUAUAAUGUUUCUAAACACUUCUACAUUCAUGUGGACACUACCAUGAUUACGGAUAGUUAGAUGCACAAAUAUCAUCCAACAAGUUUGUAGAGUCACAAGCUCGGUGUAAUCAUUGCUUGAUAGGAAUAUGGGGCCAAAUACUAAACUUUUGACUACUUUAAUACACAAGUGAAUUUGUCCCAAUACUUUUGGUGCCCUAAAAUGGGGGAGGGACUAUGUACAAAAAAGUGCUGUAAUUUCUAAAUGGUUCACCCGAUAUGGAUGAAACCUCAAAUGAAAGCUGACGGUAUGCACUUUAACCUCAUAGUCAUUGUUUGAUUUCAAAUCCAAACUUUUGGAGUAUAGAGCUGAAGAAGGGAAAAAUGCUAAUUACGGAGGGCAAUGUAAAACAAGUGAUACAGAAUGUUAGUACAAGAUUGGUUAGAUUGACUGGUUGAUGGGCUUUUAGAUCAGGGGCCUUAUUCAUAAAGCAUCUCAGAGUAGGAGUGCAGAUUUAGGAUCAGUUUUGCCCUUUUGAUCACAAUAAAUAAGAUUUUAUGGACAGUUUACCUGAUUCUAGAUCAGCACUCCUACUCUGAGACGCUUAAUACAUAUGGAACCAGGUUUAAUUUAAUUGAAUGGUCUCAUUCAAUUUAGACAGUAAAAGUGCAUCCAAAAACACCUGGAUCUGCUGUUGAUUGACUUUUGUGAACAAUAACUUAUGUUAAAUAAUGAAUGGUUAGUGAAGGACCUUAAUUAAGGUUACCUGAACAUUAGGACUAGACUAUGCCCUGCCUUCGGUCAAAGUUUUCGCUGCCAGUGCUCACUAUUAAGAGAUAAAGCCCAUCUCCCAUAGCCUGCAUCACUAUGCUUCCUUAAAUACUUUCAACCUACAGUUGUGGAAAAACAGUACUUAAAGGCCUGGGGUCAUAUGUAUCAAGCUACCCAGAGAAGGAGUGCUUAGAAUCAGUUUAGAUUACAGGAAUGGACCUGGGGCAACUGAUCCUAGAUUAGCACCACUACUCUUAACACGAUUUAUGAAUACAGGCCCAGAUCCUCAGUAAUGUUGCGGUUGCCUUAUGCUUUACUAAAAAGAUGAGCUUUGAUCAAUUUUGUAAUUUAAAUUAAUUGCAGCCAGUUCUGCAGUGCUAGUUUGUUUAAAUUCUGGCCUUGCCCAUGACUUCAAUAGAAUCCAUUAUCUAUGUGAUUCUUUACAAUACUAGAAUACCAAAAUAAACGAAACACUUAAAUGCUGUCAGAGAAAAUAUUUCUCAGAGUAGGUUUUGAAUAUGUAAUGAGGGAACCUGUGGUGUAAAAAGUACUCAAUUGUCAUACUUGAGUAAAAGUAAAGAUACCUUAAUAGAAAAUGACUCAAGUAAAAGUGAGUCACCCAGUAAAAUACUACUUGAGUAAAAGUCUAAAAGUAUUUGGUUUUAAAUAUACUUAUGUAUCAAAAGUAAAUGUAAUUGCUAAAAUAUACUUAAGUAUCAAAAGUAAAAGUAUAAAUCAUUUCAAAUGUUUUAUAUUAAACAAACCAGACAGCACCAUUCUUGUUUUUUUAAUUUACGGAUAGCCAGGGGCACACUCAAUCACUCAGAUAUAAUUUACAAAUGAAGCAUGUGUCUAGUGAGUCUGCCAGACCAGAGGCAGUAGGGAAGACCAGGGAUGUUCUCUUGAUAAGUGUGUGAAUUUUUACAUAUUGCAAAAUGCAUCCCCGUGUGUCGACCCUGACCACUAUGUGAAAACGGUUUUCUCCGUUCGCUAUAAGUAAAAAUGGGGAUCACAUAGGCCUAUAUAAAAAUAGAAUCAAAACUUUUGUGUAGGGUAAUAUUAGACAUACUGUAGAUGUGCAUGUUUCAUGCAUGCAUACAUAUAAACGUGGGCAAUGUUCAGUACUCGGGCGCUAGAUGUCAGUAAAGGCUCUCAUAGGCAUUUGUCUCGCAGUAGGAACAUACGUUAAUCGAAAGAACAGUCGGAUAACAUCUGAGCAAUUUGAGACACGUAGGCUAGUGUUUAAUUGGAAAAGUAAAGUUAAACAAAGUGCACCGCGUUUGUUACUUUGUAUCGCACGGUCAUGGUUUACGUGUAGCGUAAUGUUGCCUAUUCAUAAGUGCCUCCUCGCCUAACGAGAGCAUGGGACGUUUCCCCGCUCAUCGUUAGAGCCCCGCACUGUGAUUUGAUGGUCUUGACGGAUGUUUUAAAUUGUGGACAGUCAGUGCGCGUUUUCGAACUGUGCAGUGUGCAGGCCAGGGGCGUGUUCAGCAGGACGCAACGUUUUGUAACGUUCAGAUAAAAAUAUGCUAUGUUGGACAGACAUGCUUAAAAUCCAACAUGUAGAAUAAGGAAUCAAGACGGCCCUAUUCAUUGAAUUUAUAUCUGCAACGUUCAAAAACGUUUUGCAACUGAACGUGGCCCAGGUGCUGGCACAUUCAGGAAAGGGAUUGACCAACAAAGAUGAGAAAUAUAGGAUACAUGUAGGUACAGGAUAAUAUCCGACAAAAUAGUGACGUUGUUACGAAUGUUGAAUGGAAAACUAUAGAGUUAACAUGGAGUAAAGAAAUUGAUUUUUGAAUAUUAUAGCCACACUAAGUGCAUACCAUCAGAUAACAAAAAUGUUAACAAAGGAGCAAAUACAUCCCUCUGACGUUUUCAUGUGCAAAUAGCACUUAAUUUAGUCCUUUAUCUGUGUAGUGCUCAAGGAAGGGCAUUCCUUGAGAACAACAUUACUUUUAAAAAAAACAUGACUUGCAGCUUUAGCCUACCAAGGUGUCAUUUGACAGAAAAACUAAACAAUAGAGUAGGUAGCCCUACAGAUUGUUAAAAGGUGUAACCCUUGUGGGAUUUUGUUUUCAUAAAACAACUGUGAAGUGAUGUCUAUCUCUGAUCUGAGCAUAGCCCUUACUAGGAUCAUGGUUAGCCUAAUUUAUUGUGAAUUGUUCUAUUUUAGGUGCUUUAUUGAUUGAUUUCCCUCACCUUAUCUUACCUUGUUCUAAUACCGAUGUUCUUUCCAUCCUUCCUUUCUCCUGUUAAUAGUAAACUGGAUGACUCUGAUAUGGUGAUCUGUGUAAGGAGUGGGAAACUGCUGGCGUGAGUGACAAUACAACAAGGACUGAUAUUAUCUCCUCAACGUCUACUAACCACGGUAAGAAAACGUUUAACACCGCCGAAGAAGUACUGAAUACAGGGCAGUUUCUCUGACACAGAUUAAUCCUUGUCAUUGUCUAAAAUGUAAUUGCUAAUUUGCUACGUGAGGCUUAUUUUAUCUAAUAUAAGUUUAGUAAUGGUUAGGUUGUUAUGAAUGCACCGAUAUAAGUGGACGCACGUGGCAUUUCCGCAACUUUGAAAAAAAGUACUUGUUGUCAUAGAGAUAGGUGACUUAUCAUGGACAUAACCCGUUUUAACAUGGACACUGCUCUCACCGUUUUAACAUGGACACCGCCAUUGAGGGCUUCCACCAUUCCAUCAUGGGUGGGGAUUCCUUUGAGUUAGGAGCAAUCAGCCAAUAAAGAAGAUGAAAAUGGACUACUUUAAAAUUGAGAGAGCCUCAAUGGCACUGCCCAUGCUGUCACAGACUCUAUAAUGGCACAGAUACAAAGAUGAGUCCUCUAUCUAGCUCUAUGGCCUGUUCACACUUAUCUCAAUUUUCAUUGGCUAGAAUGAUCACACCUGAUCUCGCCUGUCUUCCAUCUUUGAGGACAUGUAUUUCCAUUGUUGGAGUGGUCAAUCUACUAUCUUGUCAAUAUAAUAUACAAUCUUUGGUUGUAUCGGCCCGAUGUCUUGGCAAUAAAGAGAUUGUGUUUGUAACUCUUAUUGGGAUAGUCCCCACCAUGCGCGACACACAUCGACCACAUAUUUUAAUGGUGUAGGCGUUAUUUUCAGUGAAGCCAUUGGCUGGCUAGCUAGCUAGCUAUGUUCUUUGCUAAUUAGCUAGCUGGAAGUUGUGUUUUUGCUAGCACACUGGCACAAGUGGGGUCAUGCCUCCAGUUGGAGCCACGCCUCGCGGUUGUGUGAUUUGCUAAAGUUAAAUGAUGACAAAUACUUUACUCAAUAAGUCACUCCCAUAGAAUUCUAUGAUCACUCACACUAGGCCUAUUUUGCAUCGUUGACAUCCCAGGUUCAUAUGCGCUGUGCGCAAUAGCCUGGGAACGACGUUACUAUAAAGGGAAUAGGGUGCCAUUGGGGAUGCAACCUAAUGCAUACCUACUAAGCUCAGCUGGCCAACUGGCUGUAUUGUUAUGACUGAUUUGCUGUGUGUAACUUUGUCCUGUCUGUCUUUGAAUGUCUCUUGAGAAGAGAGGUGAGGGCUGUGAGAGUGAGGAGGAGAACCAGAGGGGAGCAGAGUGGUUCAGAGAUGGCUGAAGGACAUGCCACUGCCACUUAGUCAGGGACAGUAAGUACAGCCAGAAUGAAUGAGCAUGGUGCUGCAAACAUGAGGCCAGACAGGUUAAUCUCUCUGUUUGACACACACACACAGUAUUCUACUUUGGAAGAUUCUGUACAUUUAAACCAUGUAUUUUACUUAACAGAUUUGAUUAAAAUAAAAGUAAUAACAUGUUUGCUUCUCUUUACACAAUAAAAUAUUUAUAUUGUCAUAACAAACAGAUUUUAUUGCUCAGUUACUUGUAUCUUUUGCAUUAACUUUAGACUGACAUCAUAUCCAUUGUUGAUGCAUUAUGAGGCACAGUGAGUGACAGUCUAGAUACUCCCAACUGUGUUGAUAGGAUCAUCAUAUUAAUAUUUGUUGGAUAGAUUACAUUUUUACAGAAAGUGUUCUAUCUUGAAAAUGUCACCGCUGACAUGCACACUUUUUUGGACUGUAUUAACAGCAGACAAAUUAGCAAAAUAUGUUUUCCCGGAGUAAAAUAUCCCUUUGUGAUUUUAAUAUAAUGAUAAACUACAAUCUGUAGUUCUCUCAGGCUUCUCUGUCAUCAACAGUGAAAUAAUAAAAUUUGACAAAGAGAUAAUAAUUAUGUGCAUAAGCCAUUGUAGAAAUGGUUGCCAGAUGUCGUUGGUCAGCUAGCCUAACCAGUGCUUGACUUGGACUGAAAUAGGUUCCGGUACUCAUUUUGGAUGCUGAUACUAUUUAUAUUUAGGUGCAGGAGCGCCACAAUACUUUUGAGAUAAUAUUUUAAAAGAGGAACAGGAGCUCAAGCAGUAGAAAAUGUGAGGUGCAGGUGAGCCCCUGCCCAAGUCAAGCACUGAACCUAACUUUUUUCUUUUCUUCUUGUCAAUUGAAAUGCACCAUCUGAAAUAAUCACCUGCCAAUUUCAACAAUUUUCUAAAUGUCAGCCAUUGUAUUGCAUCAUCAAGAUGAGUAAGAUCAACUCGAAAGGUAGUCUUAAGUUCUUAGUCCUUUUAUCCAUGCAUGUGGAUAAGCUCGCAUCUCCUACAAGACCAUGGUGCUUGCCUACGGAGCUGUGAGGGGAACGGCACCUCCUUACCUUCAGGCUCUGAUCCUACACCCAAACGAGGGCACUACGUUCAUCCACCUCUGGCCUGUUAGCCCUCCUACCUCUACGGAAGCACAGUUCCUGCUCAGCCCAGUCAAAGCUAUUCGCUGCUCUGGCACCCCAAUGGUGGAACAAGCUCCCCCACGACGCCAGGACAGCGGAGUCACUGACCACCUUCCGGAGACACUUGAAACCCUACCUCUUUAAGGAAUACCUGGAAUAGUAUAAAAGUAAUCCUUCUACCCCCCCCCCCCCCCCCCCCAUAAAAAAAAAGUGGUUGUCCCAUUGGCUAUCAUAAGUUGAAUGCACCAAUUUGUAAGUCACUCUGGAUAAGAGCGUCUGCUAAAUGAUGUAAAUAUAAUGUGCGCUGGGAUGUAAGUGGGGAUAGGAUUUAAAGACGGAUGGUAGUCUCACCAUUCGAGGCACAUUUAAGAAGUGGUUUGGGUUGGGUACAAUAUUGAGUAGAAAAAAAAGAUGAACACCACUGGCUAUUUAAAACUGGGAUAAACCCAAUGUGGUUUUCGGCAAGAGCUCAUACAAGUAUGUUAUUCAUUGUGAGAACGUUGUACAGUGUAUGUACGGUACGUGAUUAUUUGAAGUGCCAUGAUUAGGUAUGUGAAUGCUGUCAUGUGGGCCUAUUGUUUACAUGUUCACUCCUUGAGGGUAAAGUGGGUGUGUGCAGCAGAACCAUUCAAAUGACUUAUUAUGAAUUAUGUCAAAUCUAAACAGAUAUUUUGACAGGAAAAAAAAUAGGCAACUGAAAACAAUCGGAGUUUCAGUCAGCGACCGCAUCUACAACAAUUUCAGCACCGCGGUCAGCUCUCACUACUAGAACAAAAGACAGAUUUGCGUCCCUUGAUGUCAGGCACCGUCAACAAGUGCAUGGCUAAAAUGAAGGACGAAAACAUGUCAAAACCAAAAAUCCCUCUCAUGCUGUUAUAAUAUAUCAUUUACGUCCAAUAAAUGUUAAAUAUUAUAAGAUUAAGUCAUCCAUUUUGUGUCAUUAUGUUGUCUUAUACUGCACAGUCAAAAAAAAAUCAGAGAAUGGAGGAAGUGUCUUCUUAUGACCAGUCCUGGUAGAAUUCUUAGACGCUUCCUACCGGCAGACAUCACGGCUUGUUACAACCCAAGGGAACAUAUAGAUCGACAGGGAGGGAGACACCGGUUUACGACGUCAAAGGCAACGGAGUACACAGACUGAGAGCCAGCCAACGCGGGAGCGAGCGGCAGCAAUAG